Ornithodoros turicata is the source of this 3371-nucleotide messenger RNA. RefSeq names its product pancreatic triacylglycerol lipase-like. Lineage: Eukaryota; Metazoa; Arthropoda; Arachnida; Ixodida; Argasidae. Gene Ontology annotation, molecular function: lipase activity. The coding region runs from base 152 to 1822 and encodes 556 amino acids. The record is from RefSeq and is a predicted model, not a curated record. The transcript has 9 exons. Gene Ontology annotation, biological process: lipid catabolic process.
CUCCCUCCUCCUGAGAGAGGGCCUUCUUCUCCGGGUGACCUGAAAAGCGGCGAAUCUGCGGCUGCACUGCUCACACGCGCUGGGACCGACCUGUGAUGGGCCCCCACCGAAGACGCCGUACGACAGCGGAGACACAACUGUGAGUCCCUCAAUGGAAGCGACCACGAGAAAGUCAACACUUUACUGCUUCCUGAUCGCUGCCGGAUUGUUGUGCCUCUCUGCGGUGGGUGCCUGGUCGCGGGAGGACGAGCCGAGCGACUUCGAAGUCUGGUCCGCUAUCACGACCUCUCUGGCGAGAUGGCAGACGACGCGGCUCAACAGUCUGGAAGGAGGCGGACGCUCCAGACGUGCAGCAAAGACGGCAAAAAGUGUGUGCUACGAGGAGCUGGGCUGCUUCCGCGGCGAAGGCCACUUCACGUACCUGAACGCCCUGCCCGAUCACCCAAAGAACGUGGGCACCCACUUCUACCUGUACACACGACGACGGACGCUCGGCGAGAUACUGCAGCCGGAUUCUCCAACGUCCGCCUUCAAUGCCAGCAACCCGGUCAAAAUGGUCAUCCAUGGCUUCGGGAGCAGCGGGAAACGAUCGUGGGUCGGGAGGAUGGUGGAAGUGCUCUUAUCUGCAGGCGACGUGAACGUCAUCGUGGUUGACUGGGAAAAAGGUGCAACGCUGCCCAACUACGUGCAAGCGGCGGCCAACACGAGACUGGUGGGCAAGCAGGUGGCCCUCAUGAUGCACAGGCUGAUGAACCACGGAUCCCGGCCCAAGGACUUCCACCUUGUGGGUUUCUCCUUGGGGGCUCACGUAGCUGGAUUCGCUGGUUCAGAAGUGCGGAACAUCUCGCGCAUCACUGGACUAGAUCCAGCAGCGCCACUCUUCGAAGGCUACGGGGAAACGGUUCGCUUGGAUUCGUCCGAUGCGCAACUCGUCGACGUGAUACAUUCCAACGGCGAGAGCUUCCUCAAGGGUGGUCUGGGCGCUUUCGAACCAUUGGGACACAUCGACUACUAUCCGAACGGUGGGAAGUAUCAGCUUGGGUGCAAUAACGUCUUCAUCGGAGCCAUCACUGACAUCUUCUUGGGCAACUGGCACAGCCUGUGCCAUCAUCGGCGCGCGCUCAAGUUCUUCAUCGAGUCUGUGAGUCCGCGCUGUCCUUUCCCAGCUUUCUCAUGCGAGAACUACGAAAGCUUCCUUCGUGGCGACUGCUUUCCCUGCGAGGAUCCCGCUGACUGCAGUUACAUGGGCUACUAUUCGGACCGCUCCAGGGCACGAGGAAAGAUGUACCUCAUGACCAGACAAACUGAACCUUUCUGUGCAAGCCAGUACAAGAUCAUCGUCAACAGUUCCGCUGGUCUGGAGAGCACAUGGGGGAAGAUCGAGAUCACGGUGUUCACCGAUACGGGAGACAACGAGACCUUCGUAGUGACACAGGAUUCUGAAGAGGUGAAGAGCGGUGAAGGAGCCAAGGUCCUGGUGGCUGCUCAUCCGUCCAUCAUCAACAUCACCAAGAUCGUGGUCAAGUACACAAAGUACCGUGGCUGGUUCUACGGUGGAAGGGACACCUGGUUCUUCGAUAAGAUAUCCAUCCUUGAUAGCUUCGGCUACACUGUCUCAUACUGUGGAUUCCGGACCCCUCUACACGACGGGAAACCAGUGAAACUGAAGGUGGAUCGCGAGGAUUGCCAUCUGAUGCCCCUGCCGCGACAGAGGGUAGCGAGACUCGUGUGGAAAGUCGUGGCUGGGCCCGUUCUCUCUCCGCAGCCCCUGCCUCCGAGGCUAGUCUGGACUCUGAGUCUGGACGACGAAGCGGCCACUUGAACUGCGGCUGCGAGGCCUAACCACAGAGCUUAGGUCAACCAUACGCACACUCAUGAAUCAUCGCGCCACUGGAGCCCUGAACGACCUUCUUGGUUGCGGAGCAGGUCGGCAAGUAAUUCAGAGACCACUGCCGUAGGGGAUGUGCAGCUCUGUGUGAGCACUGCCAAGGAGGGGGGAUUCUACGCCUGCACAAAGAUGGCUCGGAAAGUGAUUGACAAAAUUAGUUGCUUCGUCAGGUUCCCACCCGUCUCGACACGGCUUGCAGUAGGUCAGCUCCAAAGAGAUGUCGGCCAUGUCGGCAGCCAGCUGCUUAGAUGCUAAUCUGUCAUCCCGUAGAAAUGACUGCAUGCUGCUCAUGCACACUUUAAGUGCUCUUGUUCAGCUCCCACGAGAUAACUCGCAUUAUCUAGCUGACAUGUUUUCCCGUCCCUUUUUAUUUAUGUCUCGUACAAAUCCUCUGCCAUUACGUUUUGAGUCCAGUUCUUUGCUCUUACUACCACGACCCCAUCUCUGUUGCGCCAGGCUUAAAUUAAUUCCAGGCUUAAAUUAAUUAAAUUAAAAGCGCCGGGUCGUGUGUCGUACAACGAUACACGAUCGCGCGGGUGUAGUACAAAGAUAUACAAACUGGAGUACAAUACUCAUAUUUUCUCUUCUCUCAGAGUUUGCUACACGUGUCACAGGCAGCUCACAAAACAGGUAUAACUCUCACAAAUGUCUUAUGCGUGCCCUAAUGCAACCACAGUGAUCUCUUGCCCCACCCAUUGUACCCUCCUUGGACAAUUGUCGCACAGAGUCGUAGGUGAAGGGAACGUGAGAGGGCAAGAUGCCUCCUCUCACUCAUACAAAAAUGUCCGCUGUCGAAGACAUUAUUAUAUAGCAUUCUCCACACAUUUCUGACUAAGGAUACUCCUGGAUACUUUCGACACCUGCAGUUGUUAGACUGCCUGUACAUACCACAACAAUAUCAGGAGAGCAAUACACUACCACUCAACUGUGCACAGGAAUAUCCUGCAUAGUUUCUGGAAAGUAUUUAUGUGGUUUGCGAGACCAGGAACGGCACCUCUCGUGUUCCCUUGCUAGUAUGCACAGUACCCCCAGCAUGUAAAUAUACGCGAAAGUAGCCGAGCCACGUUUGAGCACCCGGUGGAUUAAAGAAAUCACAUUUUUCGGCUCUUCUGUGAUAACAGAGAAAGGUGGCGUAGGAGAUCAUCCUCCAGAAUAUUUGUCCCCCCCUUUAAAGUGGAUCAAUUUUUGUACAGGAUCCACAGCGGUCUAGUCACUUUUACCCGUGUUACUCUCAUCACAGUUGCUGUGCACUUGUUCCGGUGAUUAUCUCCUUUUUUAGUACUUAGUGCAAAAGUAGUCUGUCAACCAUCAACCCAACGUUCUUUUUUUUUGUUCGAUACACACAUUAUUUAGUAAGGUUGGAAGAGGUUUCAACGAAUGUACAGAGUAGACAACAAGAGCUUUCGUACAGUACCAUGCCUCUUCAAGCAUGAGCAUACUCUGUGCAAAUGAUGAAUGAAUAAAAGUUUAUCUCUUGUUUGCA